CUACAAUUAUGACAAGUUAUGGGGAUAUCCAUGUAAUUUGCUCCCAGUUUUUCUCUUCCUCGCCGAACACAGAAAACGGAGCAGCACACUUGCCGCAGUUUUGUAGCAGCUGCCGGAGCCGGCGAUUGGAGACAUUACCGUCAAUAACCGAAGCUGAAAAAUGCCUAGAGUUAAGACAAAUCGUAUAAAAUACCCUGAGGGUUGGGAGCUGAUUGAGCCAACCUUAGCUGAACUGGAUGCUAAAAUGAGAGAAGCUGGUAAUGACUCUAAUGAUGGUAAAAGAAAGUGUGAAGCACUCUGGCCCAUAUUCAAGGUUGCACAUCAGAGGAGCAGAUAUGUAUAUGACCUUUACUAUGGAAGGAAUGAAAUAUCUAAAGAGCUGUACGAGUUCUGUUUGGAACAAGGUUAUGCAGAUCGCAACCUGAUUGCAAAGUGGAAAAAGCCUGGAUACGAGCGUCUCUGCUGCUUGCACUGCAUACAGCCGCGGGAUCACAACUUUGCAACUACUUGUGCAUGUCGUGUCCCCAAGCAUCUUAGAGAAGCUUCUGUAAUAGAGUGUGUACAUUGUGGAUGUCAAGGUUGUGCAAGUGGUGACUAAUUUGCUUUCCCAUAGCUGUUUGUUAUGAGAUCAGAUAUAUCUUGAAACACCUUAGGUUUUUCUAUCUUUCUGCCUUUUUAAACCAUUAGAAACCUAGUUGAUAUGGUUAACUUGCUUUAUUGGAAAUGCUCUCAUGUGUCCUUUUAUGUGAUCUUGUACAAGAACUAGUUUUUGACAUUGAGUUAAACCUUGUCCAUUUCCAAAGUCA
Molecule: messenger RNA, 806 nt
Organism: Solanum dulcamara
Lineage: Eukaryota; Viridiplantae; Streptophyta; Magnoliopsida; Solanales; Solanaceae
Product: protein BUD31 homolog 1-like
Exons: 4
Coding region: 161-598 (145 amino acids)
Biological process (GO): mRNA splicing, via spliceosome
Cellular component (GO): nucleus; spliceosomal complex
Source: RefSeq, a predicted model, not a curated record